GGGAAUAAGGAACUGUCCGGAAGAAAGACAGUAAGUGUAGCGUCAGUGCUCACAAUAAUCAAACAGCAACGGAUCUUGAUAUCUCUCUUCGGAGACCAUAUUAUCACGAAGCACAGUUGUCAACCCCUUGGCACAAGAACUGCUAUCUCUGUCAACCUGACAAGGAAGAAGACCCAAGCAUCAGCUACCCUUCCCAUUGUCGAUUGCUUUCGCAUCCUCAUCUUACUUUCUCUCAUUCUAGCUGUCCUUGACGCUAUUAUCUAUCUAUCUGGCACAAUGACAAGCAGAGCAGCAAAUAAUGACGAAUAUACAGAACCUUUGAGCUCUGCGGCACUGGCGGCUCAGCUCAAUCUUCCCGCCUCUGUCGCUGAUCCAGCGUUGUUGACCUACCGGUCGGUGGGUAUCGGCUGCUUUGGCGUUCUCAUGAGGUUCGGUGGCAUGCCUUUGGAAAAGAUCGCCCUGUUUAUGAACUCCAGUCAAGUAUCCGGCAAGGGACAGUUUGGACAAGCCAUCCAGCUCACGUUCAAAGAUGGAGCCCUCGCACCCUACCGGGUAGUGGGACGUGCUUCUCUUGUGGCAUGGUUCUUUCAAUACAGUGUCAUGGGAUUUGCCUUUCAGCUGGUCGAUCAAGGACUCUCCAAGAUGAUGGGAGUACCUGCGACUCCGUAUGGAAGUGAACUCAUGAAGCCACCCGGCAGCAGCACCGGUCAGGAAGGAGACCAAGCAUCACUCGACUUUCGCAUCAAGUCGGCCGCCAAGACACUGUUGGCCCCGAUUCUGGCAGCCAGUCUAGAGUCCAAAGUCAGCAACCGAGCAGAAGUGCAACGAUACUUUGGAAAGCAACAAUUUGCCACUAUCGAGUCCAACUUGCUCGCACAAAGGAGCUACCCACUGCUCUCUCGCAUGGCUGGGCCUGCAUUUUUCCCGUCUGCCAUGAGGAACACCAUCAUGUGUCAGACCACCUUUGUCUUGACUCCCAUCACCUACAAGCUAUACUUCCCACAAGAGCACAAGACCAAAUCCAGCCUCUUUUGGUAUGGCUUGUCCAUGAACAUUUUUGUGGGUAACGUCGCCGCCAUUACCCAACAAGCACUCUGGGGACGAUCCUUGGAUAUGUUGGCCGAAAAGGGACGCAUUGACUAUUCUGCUGUCAUUCGUCAAGGGCUCCACAAGGAGGGCAUCGCAGCCUUCUUUACUGUUCCCAAAUGGGGCAGUCGUGUCCUGAUGAACGCUCCGGCUCAAGGUGUCUUGCCAUGGUUCUACAAUGAUGUCUUGCCCUUGGGCGAAAGGACCGUCUUGGCGGCCGUCAAGACGUGUGUGUACGAACCCUUCUGGAACGAGGUCGAGCAUACCACUACGGCGCGCCUUCCCGAGGCCGUCAAGGUGGAAACACAGGGCCCUCCACGCUUCACUGCUAACUCCCCAAGAUCAUGAGUGGGUACCGAGCAGAAAGAACUCCGCACAACCCAAGCUACCAUUACAUUUUUGCACGUUUUGCUACUACAUUUUUGCACCAUGCACUUUUGACCGCGCUUUUAUACAUUUUUUCAUCGACCAAGGAACAUUGCAGUUGAAAGGCUACCGUAACCUGCAUUCAUUGCAUGAUUUUGAUUUGACUUUUUCGUUAUACAUAUGCGGGAAGUUUGAAGUGCACGCUUGUCUCUAGGCACAGAGUGGUUGCCGUGACCCAGCUGUUACUUCAUAGCUUAACUUAUUUAAAAUCUCGUAUAACGAUACACUUUGACCCGUUUUGACCCAU
Seminavis robusta is the source of this 1759-nucleotide messenger RNA. The record is from the annotation of a GenBank genome assembly. NCBI's taxonomy places the organism in Eukaryota, Bacillariophyta, Bacillariophyceae, Naviculales, Naviculaceae.